Molecule: messenger RNA, 4864 nt
Organism: Callithrix jacchus (white-tufted-ear marmoset)
Lineage: Eukaryota; Metazoa; Chordata; Mammalia; Primates; Cebidae
Gene: SPCS3
Product: signal peptidase complex subunit 3
Biological process (GO): protein targeting to ER
Cellular component (GO): signal peptidase complex; membrane
Source: RefSeq, a predicted model, not a curated record
GCGCUGUGGGUGUGUUUCGGAAGGCGGGCGCGCGCGCGCUCACGUCGGAGGACCGGAAAGGAGGCGGGGCCGCGGCGGCGCGCGCUCCCGGAACGCGCGUAACGCAGACGGCGCGGAUCGCAGGGAGCCGGUCCGCCGCCGGAACGGGAACUUGGGUGUGCGUGUUGAGCCGGGGCUCGUGGGAGGCUGUCGCGAUGAACACGGUGCUGUCGCGGGCGAACUCGCUGUUCGCCUUCUCACUGAGCGUGAUGGCGGCGCUCACCUUCGGCUGCUUCAUCACCACCGCCUUCAAAGACAGGAGCGUCCCGGUGCGGCUGCACGUUUCGCGGAUCAUGCUAAAAAAUGUAGAAGAUUUCACCGGACCUAGAGAAAGAAGCGAUCUGGGAUUUAUCACAUUUGAUAUAACUGCUGAUCUAGAGAAUAUAUUUGAUUGGAAUGUUAAGCAGUUGUUUCUUUAUUUAUCAGCAGAAUAUUCAACAAAAAAUAAUGCUCUGAACCAAGUUGUCCUGUGGGACAAGAUUGUUUUGAGAGGUGAUAAUCCGAAGCUGCUGCUGAAAGAUAUGAAAACAAAAUAUUUUUUCUUUGACGAUGGAAAUGGUCUCAAGGGAAACAGGAAUGUCACGUUGACCCUGUCUUGGAAUGUUGUACCAAAUGCUGGAAUUCUACCUCUUGUGACAGGGUCAGGACAUGUAUCUGUCCCAUUUCCAGAUACAUAUGAAAUAACGAAGAGUUAUUAAAUUAUUCUGAAUUUGAAACAACAUAUUUUUAUACUUAAUGAAUUGUAUCUCAUUUAUCUCUUCCCUUGCAUCUUCAUUUGUUGUUAGUUUUGUUGUUGUUGUUGUUGUUUGGUUUUUUUCGGUAUAAGACCUAACAUCAAAAGGCCUGUUUGAAGGGAAAGGUUAAUGGGCUGCUUAAUUUUACAAACAAAAAAGAAACCAUGGCUGUCACAGUGAAGUAUCAUCUUACAAGAAUAAGAACUACAUAAAAAGGAUUGUAAAAAAUACAUAUUUGAAGUAUUCCCUGUAUUUCUGUUACUCUUUAUGGAAUAUAAAGUAAGCAUGAAGGGUAGUUAAAACCUUCAGGUGCCUGUAGAGUCAUAAUAAUUCUGUAUUUUAUGCCUUGCAUUCACGCAAGUUCACAAUGGAUGUGAUUUAAAAGUAGAUAUUCUCUUUUAUCUUUUUAAGGAUAUGUUUGAAUCCUGGAAAAUUAAUAUGGUUAUUUGUUAGAAGUCCGGUUUAUAAAAAAGCCAAAAGUAAUGGAAUUUUAUUCCAUUUGUCUUAGGCAGGCCCAUAAUAUUUGUUUUUCUUACAUGUAACUAGCAAUUUUCUCCACUUAAAGACUAAAUACCUCUUUAUAUGAUGUAAAUCAUUCUAAUUCAUUUUAAAAUCUUUUAGGUCAACCAAAUGUGUGUCUUCAGUGCUUUCUCUAAAAAUGUUCCUUUAUAGCUUUGUACAUUUUUUAAGCAUUGCCAUUGAAAGUUGAAAAUGUUUGCAUGGUUUAUCCUCUGAGUACGUUUCUUCUAGUGAGCAUGCCUACUGCCACUAAGUGAAUUAUUUACGACUUUUUGUAGGUCCAUAUUUUAAUUAUUGGGAUAAUAAUUGUGGUAUGCUUUCCAUUUACAAAUUAGUGUAUGUCAUCCUUAAUAAUCUAACAAGGUAAGUAGUAUAAGUGUUAGCUCUUUGCAGAUAAAGAAACUGAAACCCAGAAGUUUAUUGAAUUGUUACAUAGUGAGCAAGGAGUGGUGUUAAAACUUGAACUCAGAUCUACUAAUUCUCUGAGCUCAUCCUUUUAUACCUGAGAUUGCAGACUAAUCAAAUAUCACUUAUAACCUUCUGAUUUUUUUUUUUUUUUUUUUGAGACGGAGUUUCGCUCUUGUUACCCAGGCUGGAGUGCAGUGGCUCGAUCUUGGUUCAUUGCAACCUCCGCCUCCUGAGUUCAAGCAAUUCUCCUGCCUCAGCCUCCCGAGUAGCUGGGACUACAGGCAUGCGCCACCAUGCCCAGCUAAUUUUUGUAUUUUUAGUAGAGACAGGGUUUCACCAUGUUGACCAGGAUGGUCUCGAUCUCUUGACCUCGUGAUCCACCCGCCUCGGCCUCCCAAAGUGCUGGAAUUAUAGGCGUGAGCCACCACGCCUGGCCUCUGAUAUUUUUUUGUUACCCUGGAAACCCCUUCUAUCACUCCUAGAAAAGGUUUCUCAUUUUAUUUGGAAGUGACUAAUUUUCAGGCUGCCAACUUAUAUUGAGGUAAUACUUUAUUCUCUUCAUAAAUUUAUUUCACUUAUACUAAAAGUAUAAGGAUAUCUACAUAUAUGUAAAAAUAAUACACAAUACAUGAUUGAAUACAUGAUCAUAUUUAACAUGAUUUUUUUUUCUGCUGUGGAGAAAUAAACAUCCUCAAAUUAGCAACUGCAAAUCAGUUACCCUUAGAAAAAUAAGACCAACCACUGUAGUUACACUGUUAGCAGUAAUUAAAAAGGGCUAAUAUUUUCUAAUAUUAAACUAUUAAUAAUAAACAUUUCUUAUAUUUACCUUAUGUGAAAUAUAUCACUAGUUACAUUAAUUUUAGCAUCUAUGGUAUGGAGUUGUAUAGUUCAUGUAAAAGCAUGUGGGUAUGGGUUUUUCAAACCAUCACAAAGGUCAAAGGUGUCAUGAAUGCUAAACUGUGCUUGGCUACCAGCUUUUUCAUUAAACUUUUCUGGGUCUUGGUUUCUUUAUCUGUAAAAUAACAGAGUUGGACUAGUUAACUUCAAUGGUGGUCCUUUUACACCAUACAAGUCUAUAAAAUUUGUCUGUUCAGCAAAGAGAUUGAACAGAAAAGCAUGUUAGUAAUAUGAAGACAGGAAAAUGAGUGAAAAACUAACACAUAACUCAUAUUGAUCUACUUUAUUUCUGUUAGAUUUUACACUCAGAAUAUUUAACCUCAUUUACUUUGUACAAAGACUAGACAUGGAAACUUAAAAUGUGCAGGUGUCAAAGCUUAAAAAUCGGGGCGUCUUCUUUAAAGAAGGUAUGCGCUAUAAGCCUGCAGUCUUAACCAGACUGGUACCAGUUUAACAGUUCAUAAUACUUCUGUGAUGAGUAGAUCUGUUAGUCUGGUAGAGAUUAAUGUUGAAAUUUACUUGAAUUACAAUUUUUUUGACAAGCCCACCUUUUUUUUUUUUUUGGAAUUUGGUGAGGAAGACAAGUAAAAAUAUCCAACUAGCACAAUGUGGAUAAAGUUGUUUGCUUGACUAAGGGAAACUGCUCAGAACAAGAAUGCUUCAACACGGGAAUAAGGACCCUCAGUCUCAGGAACUCAUUUUUGGGUGCAGUUUCUACAUUUAAAAAAUUGACUUGUGUUCAGUUUGAUGACCAUUUCAUUUGGUUUAGUCUCAGUGUUUUAAAGAAAUCUCAUAACGUUCUACAAAGACACAAAGCUUCAGGUUUAUACAAAACUAUGAUUAGAAAUAUGUGAGCCCAGAAAUGAUUCUGAGAUAAGAGAAUAAUUUUAAGAUACUUAUUUAAAAGUAAUUAUGGUUAGAAAUGAAUUAAUGUAAAAAUGUGCUCACAUAUUCGUUUCUCUAACAGUUUAACCUGGACAACCAUCUGUAUCAGUGUUUUUUAUCCCCCUAGUUGAUUAUAUUUAGUUUCUUUAUUUCGAAAGGAAAAUAACAAAAAAUUUCAGAAAUUCCUAAGCGUGUAAUAGGAAAGUGGGUUAUUUUGAAUUUCCUUUCCUGGAAUUAUUUUACAGUUCUUUGGUGGGUCUGGUCAGCCACUUAAUAGCUGGGCUUUAAGAUUAACCUCUAAUAGCUAAUGGCUGGGCUUUAUCUCUGUGAUGAUAAUCUUAAAGCCCAGCUAUUGAUAAUGAACAUUUUUCACUAUUUUUUUCUAUCUGAAGCUUAGAGAUCUAAAGCUUUGGAUUUUUUGGGUAUAUGUCAAUGGAGGUAUUAUUUUAUAAUACUUUGUGUUGACAUGAAGUGGGUUCAUGGGGGGGGGGGAACCAUAAGCUGUGAACAUGGGUAGUAAACAAACAUAAUCAUUUCAAAGCUUUCCUUGCUUUUAGCAGAGAAAAGCCUGUAUACCUUACAUGUGACUGCCAGUCGUUUAAAGAGAUCUGUUUCAAAAAGUUGUUGCAUGUUUUUGAUGCAAUCUGGGAAAUUGUUUACUUCACAAUAUAGUCAUAAAACAUUCAUGAAAAUACUAAAUAUAUGUUUGAGGAUUUUUCUUUUUCUUUUCUUUCUUUUUUUUUUUUUGGAGGUGGAGUUUUGCUGUUAUGCCCAGGCUAGAGUGAAGUGGUGCGGUCUCGGAUAACUGCAACCUCCAUCCCCCCCUAGGUUCAAGUGGUUCUCCUGCCUCAGCCUCCGGAAUAGCUGGGAUUACAGGUGCCCACACCACGCCCGGCUAAUUUUUGUAUUUUUAGUAGAGACAGGGUUUUGCCAUGUUGGCCAGGCAGGUCUUGAACUCCUGACUUCAGGCAAUCCACCCGCCUCGGCUUCCCAAAGUGCUAGGAUUAUAGGCAUGAGCCACCAUGCCCGUGUAAGGAUUUUUCUUAAUCGCAAUAAAUAUUCAGCAUUUUUUCUAAUGACAAUGAAUUUUGUUUACAAGUAAAAGUAUGCAUUUUAAAAGACUCAGAUUUAUGCUUUUUAUGUGAAGCUGCUGAACUAAAAGUAAAUGGACGAAACCAAGUCUAGUAGGUUUUUUUCUUUUUCUGGUGGGGGUGGGAUGGGGGAGGUUAAUUACACCUAAAAUAUCUUCUCCAGAGACUGUAUGCUCCUAUAUAGACUGUAAGCUCUUUGAGGGCAGUCUGUCAGAUUUAUCUUUGUAUCUUGCCCAGCGCCUAGUAUAGUGCUUUGCACAUAAUGGGUGCCCAAUAAAUACUGAUGAUGAA